This is a messenger RNA of Ochlerotatus camptorhynchus, 2166 nucleotides long. RefSeq names its product putative ATP-dependent RNA helicase Dbp80 (gene Dbp80). Gene Ontology annotation, cellular component: nucleus; cytoplasmic stress granule. The record is from RefSeq and is a predicted model, not a curated record. The coding region runs from base 207 to 1787 and encodes 526 amino acids. Gene Ontology annotation, biological process: poly(A)+ mRNA export from nucleus. Gene Ontology annotation, molecular function: RNA helicase activity; RNA binding; ATP binding. The transcript has 5 exons. Lineage: Eukaryota; Metazoa; Arthropoda; Insecta; Diptera; Culicidae.
CAAGGCCGCCGGACGCACACCGACCGAAGAAGAUUGAUACCACUUUUUUUUUUGCGGCGGAGUAAAAUUGCAAAACCUGCUCGCCAAACCGAGAGAAACUGCGAUUUUCUAAUCCUGUAGGAAGUAGUGGUCGUUUUCCCGGUAGUAUUUUGUUCGAAGCAGGGUUCCUGUUACGUUGGACGAGAAUAGCACAAGAGAAAAAGAGGAUGGCGGACACAUCUGCAGUCGGAGGAGCCGAUUGGAUCAAAAAGGCGGAGGACCAGGAAAUUUCGACUCUGGUGAACGAAUUAAACCUUGAUAAGGAAAAGAAGGAAGUCGUCGAAAGUCCUAAGAAGGAGGUUGCGGCGGAGAAAGCGAGCGAAGAAACAGCGACCACAGAGGCGACGGGCUCCAGCACAGUUGUUACGGUUACUGCUGCACCAUCGGAGCCGGCAACAGCGGUAAAAGAGGAAACAGCUACCAGUGAAAAUGGAGAAUCCGUGCCCUCCAGUGAAGAUGCGGAAGCUUUCAAUCCAGCGGAUGCGAGUCUGCUGAUGAAGAUCAUUCGUAAAGGUUUGGUGGAAUCGAAGUUGGACCUGGAAGUACAGCGAAAGGAUCCCUCUUCGCCGCUGUAUUCGGUAAAAACAUUCGAAGCUCUGCACCUGAAACCGGAAUUGCUGCAGGGAGUGUACGCUAUGGGUUUCAAUGCGCCGUCCAAGAUUCAGGAAACGGCCCUGCCAACUCUGUUGGCCGAUCCACCGCAGAACAUGAUUGCUCAGAGUCAAUCGGGAACGGGUAAGACGGCUGCCUUCGUGUUGGCCAUGCUCAGUCGGGUGGACCCUCGAAAGAACUAUCCUCAGGUGAUUUGUCUAUCGCCGACGUACGAGUUGGCCAUUCAAACCGGAGAGGUAGCGGCCAAGAUGGCAAAGUUCUGUCCGGAGAUCAAGCUGCGCUACGCCGUCCGAGGGGAGGAAAUUGCCAAGGGAGCCAAACUGACCGAUCACAUCAUUAUCGGGACGCCGGGCAAGCUCAUGGAUUGGGGUAUCAAGUUCCGGGCGUUCGAUCUGAAGAAGAUUAUGGUGUUCGUGCUGGACGAGGCGGACGUGAUGAUUGCUACCCAGGGCCACCAGGACCAGUGCAUUCGGAUACAUAAGCAGCUGUCGUCGCAAUGUCAGAUGAUGUUCUUCUCGGCCACGUACGAGCGGGAGGUGAUGGAAUUUGCUGAAUACAUCGUACCAAAUCCGAUUGUGAUUCGCUUAGCUCGGGAACAGGAAUCGCUGGACAACAUUAAACAGUACUACGUCAAGUGCCGCAAUCAGGACGACAAGUAUCAGGCGAUUUCGAACAUCUACGGAGUAAUUACCGUCGGACAGGCGAUCAUCUUCUGUCACACUCGCAAAACGGCCAGUUGGUUGUCCGGCAAGAUGUCCCAGGACGGCCACUCGGUUGCGGUCCUUUCCGGUGAGCUGACGGUGGAACAGCGACUAGCUGUUCUGGACCGUUUCAGGGCUGGACUCGAGAAGGUUCUGAUCACAACGAACGUCCUCUCUAGGGGUAUCGACGUCGAGCAGGUUACCAUCGUGGUCAAUUUUGACCUACCCAUGGACCAGCACGGUCGGGCGGAUUGCGAAACCUAUCUGCAUCGUAUCGGACGCACCGGUAGAUUCGGCAAGAACGGUAUCGCCAUCAACUUGGUCGAUAGCGAUAGGAGCAUGUCGAUUUGUAGGGCGAUCGAAGGACAUUUCCACAAGAAGAUCCAUCUGCUGGAUGCGGAGAAUUCGGACGAAAUCGAAAAGAUCGGAUCCUAAUCGCUUUUCUCCGUACUGCUCCGUGUUAUUUUUGGUUAAUCCUAUGUUCCCAAGCGCCUACGAAUUCAUUUUUGGCUAUCUGUUCCUAUGACAAGAGCGGUUAGAUAGAGUUUAUAUUUUACCUACUACAACUUGCUUGAGUGCCAGUUGGGACGAUUCAAUUGGACUAUUUGCAUUUUUCCUCCCUCUAAUGACACAUUCAGAAAGAUCGACCUUGAUUAGUUAUCAAAUGGCAUAAGUACUGCACUGAAGCAAGGAACUAUAAAACUAUGCAGAACGAAAGUUUUAAACGAUUUCACCCGUUUCAUUUAUGCCGAAUGUCAGAUUAAAUUUAUUGCAGAUAACAAAUGGAGAGGAUAGAUAAGAGCUGAACAAAUAU